Salvelinus sp. IW2-2015 is the source of this 572-nucleotide messenger RNA. Lineage: Eukaryota; Metazoa; Chordata; Actinopteri; Salmoniformes; Salmonidae. The record is from RefSeq and is a predicted model, not a curated record.
GUGACCUCGACUACUUUUUUCUCAUGCAGGUGGAGCCCCAGCUGGGGGGGCCAAUGCAGUGCCUGCAGGCUAUGGCAAUGGCUACGGUGCUAGUACUGGAGGCAAUGGUUAUGGAGCCGGGAUUGGGUACCCAACAGUGUAGCGGAUGUGCUGCUGGGCUGGGAGGCAAGGCAGGGAAGGGAGCAGGAGGMCUUGGCGCAGGAGGAUAUCCACAGGGACAGGAGAAAUAUGGGGGUGGAGUCAGUCAGCUUCCUUACAAUGGAGCCCCAGUCAAUACUGCUGGACUGGAUGGUGAUGGAAGCUUCCCUUAUGGUGCUCAGCAACUGGGCCUUGGUGGUGGUGAUGGAGGCAAAUCCGCUGGCAAAUAUGGCAACGGUGGAUUGCCACAGGUGCACCACGGGUGCACAGCCUUAUGGACCUGCGACUGGUGGAAACGGAGGGGCUAUGGAGCACAGCAGCAGGUGAUUAAACUCACACUCAAAACCACAACCCUACUGCUUGCCUCAGGAAAUUAUGUGUAUGGUAACUGCUUAAGAAUAACCAUGUUAGUUCCUAUCAGUGGAGGCUGGUGA